Messenger RNA from Bradysia coprophila, 1645 nucleotides. Its product is annotated as V-type proton ATPase subunit S1-like. Lineage: Eukaryota; Metazoa; Arthropoda; Insecta; Diptera; Sciaridae. The record is from RefSeq and is a predicted model, not a curated record. Gene Ontology annotation, molecular function: ATPase activator activity. Gene Ontology annotation, cellular component: proton-transporting V-type ATPase complex.
UAUCUAAGUAAUCUAGUUGACGCAUUCGUUUCAUCAACGAAAGUAUUGGGUUUAAUAAACGUCGUAUCGUCAUCGCGUUAAUUGCUAACGGUUUAGUGGGGAAACAAUGAAAUGAAGUGGCUAAUAUUUCCAUGUUUUGUGCUACAUCUACUUGGACUGGUGUCUGCAAAUUACUUACCUGUAAUAAUUUGGGGUCCUCAUGUUCGACACGAAUCAGCAGUCGCAUUGAAAUCCCACUAUGGCUAUGAAUUUAUCGAUAUCUUGAGUAAACACUCAACGGUCGACACAAUUACUUUCAUCGUUGUUGAAGAUCAGCUUUCCGUUGAAGACUUGUCCCAUUGUAAAGCUCCGAAUGGGCAAACUUGCUUCAAAGGAAUGCAAAGCAUUGAAACGAAAUUAUAUCUCCCCAGUGUUGAAUACCCAGCGUAUGCAAUUCAAGACAGAGCACUAGAGGAAGCCGACAUGUUUGAAAUUGAUCUUCAGUCACGCGGUAAUUUCAGUGAAUCACUGAAGAAACGAACCGGAAAUUUUGUUUUCGUGAACUUUGGAGACGAUAAUUACACGAACGAAACGAUAUCGGAAAAACUAACACGUCACGACCAGAUGAUUACGUCAUUUUACAAAGAAUUUUUGUCGCAAAACGGUCGACGUGUAGUGGUUGUAUUCACCGGGAAACGAGGUGUAAAUCUUUUGCGGUUUUUGCGCGAAGCAUCGCCGUUCACAUAUUUCGAAGCAGAAAAUUCUACCGAUUCUACGAAUUCAACCAAUUCUACCACACAUGUUGGCUAUGUCUGGAAAACAGAGACAGUUUUGCUGUACUACACAUCCAUUGACCUUGAGAUAUCAAACAAAAGUACGUCGAUGAACGUGACAAACGUAACAGUACAAGCAACUAACGGGACAAAUACAACAGAGGCCAUCGAUGAUGUUCAAGAGAUACCACAGGCAGAUUUUUCAACAGAAAAUGAAGCAAAUAAUGGAACCAAUACGACCGUAGUUCAUACAGCUACACACCUGAUAAUAACGAUAACUGUGGACGAUGUGGAUAUCUUCAAAUUUGUUAUAACCACAGAUAACGGCUACUGGUCGGCUAAUCAAUUUACUUGGAACGACGUGCCACUUGUUCCAAGUAGACUAAUUUCCGCUGCAAGUGGUUUCUCUUACCACUGUACGCCAACAAUUACAUUAACCAGUCAGAAUGGAACUGCAAUUGGUCAAAACGAAACAGAAACUGAUCAAUAUGGAAGUGAAACUGACGGUCAAGAUGAAACUGAAGCGGAACGGAAUAGAACUGAAAUUGUUAUAAGUUGGAUAGGCCUUCAAUUGCAGCCAAAAUUUGAUUAUGUUGAAGGCAUAAAGUUGACGACUUUCAGCGAUGCUUACGAUUGUGUGGGCUUUGUUAGUACUGGUAUUUUGAGCGGUUUGUUCGUGGUUUUCUUGCUGGUGUUCAUUUUAUUCAUUGGUAUUUUGUGUAUAAUGGAUAUAAAACCGAUUGAUCGCUUUGAAGAUCCGAAAGGACCACAAAUUACGUUUACCGUUAAUGACUGAUUCGACGAUGAAAUUUAAGUAGUCUCCUUUUUGAUGUGUAAAAUUCAAAAUAUUAAAAUUCUGCGAAGAAAAUAUGAAACAAGUGCGAUCCACAGAA